Messenger RNA from Lolium rigidum, 1232 nucleotides. Its product is annotated as ribosomal RNA-processing protein 8-like. Gene Ontology annotation, molecular function: methyltransferase activity. Bases 77 to 949 code for a protein of 290 amino acids. NCBI's taxonomy places the organism in Eukaryota, Viridiplantae, Streptophyta, Magnoliopsida, Poales, Poaceae. The record is from RefSeq and is a predicted model, not a curated record. Gene Ontology annotation, cellular component: nucleolus. The transcript is spliced from 9 exons.
AUCCGCUCGAAAUCCCCCAAAACUCCACAGAGGUCACGCCGCCGCUCCGACCACCGCCGCCGGCAUCCCUUCCUCGAUGGAACCUCAGCAAGAGUCGACCGCCGCCGGCCGCAAGCGGCGUCGGAGAGGAGGAGCCGGGAAACGCCAGAAGGCUUCCUCUUCCGCACAGCAGGCUCCUCCGCCCGCCUCUCCAUCGGAUGGGCCUUCCCAACCGGAGAAGCGGCAUCGCAAGGCCGGCGAGGCUGCCGCCAUACCCAAGGGACGCAAGCCUACGAGCCUCCUCGAAAAGAUGCGCGCAAGGUUAGCUGGAGGUCAUUUCAGAAUGUUAAACGAGAAACUUUACACUUGCAGUGGACAGGAUGCGUUUGACUACUUUAAGAGCGAGCCCAAGCUUUUUGAUGUGUAUCAUGCAGGAUAUCAAGAGCAGAUGUCACAAUGGCCAGAGAAGCCAGUCAAUGUAAUAAUCAAUUGGUUGAAGAGUCAUAAUAAAUCAUGGACAGUUGCUGAUUUUGGAUGUGGCAAUGCAGCAGUUGCUAAAAACGUGAAGAACAAGGUCUUCUCCAUUGAUCUUGUUUCAGACGACCCUUCGGUGAUAUCUUGUGAUAUGGCUCAUACCCCUUUGGAGCCUUCCUCUGUGGAUGUUGCAAUAUUUUGUCUGUCUUUGAUGGGAACCAACUUUCCGAGUUACCUACAGGAAGCGAAUAGAGUCCUCAAGCCAAGUGGUUGGCUUCUUAUUGCGGAAGUGAGGAGUAGGCUAGACCCAAACACCGGAGGUGCUGAUCCUGAUAAGUUUGCUGAAGCCAUCAGCCAGCUUGGUUUUUCCCUUGUUUCAAAGGAUAUGAACAACAAAAUGUUCGUCCUGUUUUAUUUCAAGAAAAAGGAAAAGAGCAAGGUGGUGGAAAACAUUGAUUGGCCCCAGUUGAAACCUUGCUUAUACAAACGGCGAUGAUCUCAUGUCCUCCAACAGCUAUAGUCGCACUAGACCUCUUCCAAAGUCUGUAUUAGCCUUCUGUAUGUCGGGCGUUUUGGCUCCUAUUUCUUUUACCUUUCUGCAGCUGUAUGUUUUUCUUUUGCGUAUAAGACCUCACCGGACAGGACCUAGUGGCUUGCGCUAGGCGCUGUGAACCAGGCAGUGUAAAGGUUAAUACAGUUCACAAUCUCCCUGUCUUUCCCAGGCCAUGUAAGCUCAAGAUCUGCUUGUGAAAUUUCUGAGCUAUUAUUAUGUAUGCUAA